CCAAGCCAACCCAUGUGUCCCUUGAUAACUCCCCUCUGUUUUUGUGUGAUAAGUAUAGUAGUUGUAAGGUGACUUUUACAUGAAAACAAAAGCAAUUAACCAAACCAAAACACUAUUGAUUAAUAAUUACUUUGUAUAUAUCAUAAUCUCCUUAAACAUUUAUAUAUAUGUAUGUAUAUGCUUUUGGGUUUCUCUUUUUGAGUGUUUUGUUAUAAGAAAACAAAAAAGCAAGUGUUAAUGGCGGUAGGAGGAUAUUACAAUAAGGGGAAUGGAAGUAGUGGUAACAGUAACAGAGGUGGGAGACCAUAUGGGUUGAUGUUACUUGUAGCAUUUGGAGCAGCCUUGUUUGGUGUCAUGAUUCUCCAUAAGCUCAGGGAAAGACGCAUCUUUAAUCUACUCGUCCAUGACAAAGACCGUGACAUCUUCUCCCUUCAACUCCUUUUGCAGAGGGAAAGAGACUACACAAAAGAAGCGAAGAUGAAGAAUGAGGAGUUGAAAGCUAAGAUAUUCUCUCUGAGAAUGCAAAAGAUGGAAAUUGAGAGGAGAGUUGUGGAGAUGCAGUCAACAAUUGAGUCCCUUAAAGAUGAAGGGAAGACCAUGGAAGGUGCCAUUGAGGAGAAGCAAAACGAAAUCAAAAUGCUGAGGCUACAACAACAACACUCUACUACUACUGUUAAUAAUGAUGAGAAAGAUAAUUCCCAAGUGAUGGCCUUGACUCAAACAUUGAAACAGAAGGAAGCUCAAAUUGAGGAUUUCAAACGUCUUCUUCAGUACCCAGAGAAAAAGGAUUUGUCAAUUAGUACUACUACUGAUGACCCUUCUAAGGGAUCAGUAAAUUUGACACUGGCAGAGGAUCAAAAGGUGAAAACUGUGGUACAUGGUGAAGGUGAAAGCUUAAAUAAAACCGUUAUGGGAGAGGUCAGUGAUGAUAGAAGGAAAAUGAUGAGCAAUGAGAAAGAAAAGUUUGAACAUUUACAAGAUCGAAUGAACAAAAGAGAUGGGGUUAUAGCAAAUUCAAGUGAUGUAACAUCUCACAAUAAUGGGAAGCGUACAGAUAGUAAUGACGAAAAUAAGAUCAGAGGAAAUGGGCAAACGAGUAAACAUGAAAGCCGGAAAAAUCUAGCCACUAUUAAAGGUGGAAUGAAAUUGGAAAUCCAAGAUGGCUCUAGUAACAAUGUUGAGUCCAUAGAUAGGGGAACACUUGGCUCUGUUGGUAGUAAUAGUAAGGGGAAAAGAUGGAGGCUGAUGGCUAAGAACAGCAGAUCAGAAAAAAAUGGGAAACAAAAUAGAGUAAAGAUUAUUAAAAGUUCAAGGUUGGAAGAUGAGGAUGAUCGUGUAAUGUCAAGGGGUGGUGUUAAGAAAGCAGCUUCAGUCGGGAUACCAAUGCCUAACAAUCACCGUUUAGAAGCCAAAAUUCCAGAGCCUUUAAGCUUGAAAAAUAGAACCGGGGAUGAGGAACAACAGCCAUCCAAGAAGUUCCAAACUUCCUUAGCCAGAGAAACGCCAUUAAAUACAACUGCUGUUGGGGAGCAGAGUGAAACAAGAAUGCAAUUUAGGGACAAGAAACCAGAAGUCAGGAAACUCCAAGAUGCCAAUGCAGUUGAACAAGGCAUGAGCAGAACAGAUAUCGGCGCAGAGACAACAGAUGAUCUCGAGGGGUUGGAAGAUUACAUGAGUCCAGAAGAACCAGAAAACUUUGUCAGUGAUGAUGAGUCCUCUAGUAAAGCUGGUUUCAGUGCUAAAGAAAAUAAAGAAUACCAGGAGGAGAUUGAUGAGACUGAGUUCUAACAGAUUGGCAGAUUUUUCUUUUUAGCUUAUUGUAGUAGUUUUUGUUCUUGAAAUAGGUCUUAAAUUAAACAUAUAUGCAUCUGUCAUGAAUGAUGCUUUUCUGCUUAGUUUUGUUUAGAACUGUUUCAAGAGCUUAGUUGCAAAAUGAAAUCUAGUCUUGGAUAUAAAGUAUGCCAAAGUAAGAAUUGUCUUUCA
Molecule: messenger RNA, 1983 nt
Organism: Cannabis sativa
Lineage: Eukaryota; Viridiplantae; Streptophyta; Magnoliopsida; Rosales; Cannabaceae
Exons: 2
Coding region: 238-1788 (516 amino acids)
Source: RefSeq, a predicted model, not a curated record